Molecule: messenger RNA, 868 nt
Organism: Porites lobata
Lineage: Eukaryota; Metazoa; Cnidaria; Anthozoa; Scleractinia; Poritidae
Source: the annotation of a GenBank genome assembly
GUCUUGCUGGCCUCCCCCGAGAUCCCGCCGGCUACCAAGAAGAUCCGCGUCAAGGCAAUGGGACCCGAGGUGCGUCGGGCCACCAAACGCGUGCGGACCAUGACAUUGCCGGGGGCCGACGACGACGACGAGUUUGCCCAAGGACCCAUGGAGACCUUCUUGAAAACGCUUGUAAAAAGCAGCACUCCCCAACCCAGGGCCACACCCAAAGGGAAGCCGAAACUCCCAACCAAGCCGAAAAUCCCGCCCAAGACACCCAUCUCGUUGCGGUUACCGGACGACGAUUGGGAAGAGGAAUUGGCGGCGCCCAUUCCCAGUACGUCCAAGAGCAAAGGGAGUGCCACGUUGAACAAAGGCAAGUCGCCUCUCUCUGUCUCGAGACCCCCCUUGACCGUCAAGAAACCCAGCCGAUUUGGACAGGCGGCCAAAGAGGGUAAGAAACUGGCCAAGGAAGUGCUCAAGUUGAAACGACAACCCGGCUGGAGCGAGUGGGGGGAGAAGGUUCAGCGUAAACUUCAUGGCAUCGAGCCGUGGCCGUCGUCGCCGCCGUCGCAUGAUCGGUCGGGGCUUAGACGUGCAAAAAUGGUUGGCUAAGACAGGUAUCGAAUUUCAUUGGCCCGGGUACCAAUACAUGGGCCCAGGCACCCAUUUGGAGAAACGCCUGAAGCGCGGGGAUCCCGGCAUCAACCGGUUGGACCGCAUUGCGAAACAACACGACAUCGAUUAUUCUCGUGCGCGCAAUCUCCAGGACAAGUGGAAAACCGACGACAAGAUGAUUCGCGCCAUCCAAACCCUCCCGGGAAAAAAGACCUGGACCGAAGCCAUCGUCAAAAAAAUCAUGCAAGCCAAACGCAAAUUGAAACUGUAA